UACUAGCUAGAGUACAAGGUUCAUGGUUCAGACAGCCCAGUCUAGCAAAAGUUUAUUGAUUUUUAUAUAAACUGUAAAAAAAAUUGUUGCGACAUAAUUUCUUAGUUUGCAUGAGCUGCUUGGUGAGGAUGAGGAGAGUCCUCAGGCUCCUCAAGAUCAACCCUGUUGCUGGACAGAGAAGCAUGUCUCAGAGCAGUCUUGCUGGCAAAGUAGCCAUAGUUACUGGUUCCACAAAUGGCAUCGGCCUGGCUGCAGCUCAGGCUCUGGGUAAGAGGGGGGCCCACGUGGUCGUCAGCAGCCGGCGGCAGGCCAACGUGGACAAGGCUGUGGCUCUGCUGAAGAGCCAGAGCAUCGCAGUAACUGGAACCACGUGUAACGUUGGCAAAGGAGAGGACAGAGAGAAACUGGUUCAAACGGCUCUGGACCAGUGCGGGGGCAUCGACAUCCUGGUGUGCAACGCAGCCGUCACGCCUUUCUUCGGAAGCAUCAUGGACUCCACAGAGGAAGUUUGGGACAAGAUUCUUUCUGUAAAUGUAAAAUCGACCUUCUUCAUGACUAAGCUGGUGGUGCCUCACAUGGAGAAGAGAGGAGGAGGAAACGUCAUAUUUGUGUCGUCUGUGGCUGCAUACCAUCCAUUUCCGGGUUUGGGUCCCUACUGUGUGAGUAAGACGGCCCUGCUGGGUCUAACCCAGAACCUGGCUCCUGAGCUGGCCCACAGCAACAUCAGGGUGAACAACGUGGCUCCAGGAAUCAUCAAGACCUCAUUCAGCUCUGUUUUAUGGGAAAAUGAAGACGUUGUGAACGAAUUUACAAAGAAGCUCAGCAUUAAAAGAAUCGGACAGCCUGAAGACAUCGGGGGAGUGAUCGCCUUCCUGUGCUCCGACGAGGCGUCCUACAUCACAGGAGAGACCAUCACCGUGUCCGGAGGGUUGCCGUGCCGACUCUGAACCGCCAGCGGAACGAGGUUCAGAACACACGGAGAAUCAAACUAAAGGGGCAACGUGUUCAACCACUGCUUAAGAUUUG
Messenger RNA from Nematolebias whitei (Rio pearlfish), 1026 nucleotides. It is a transcript of the gene dhrs4, whose product is annotated as dehydrogenase/reductase (SDR family) member 4. The transcript is spliced from 9 exons. The coding region runs from base 111 to 947 and encodes 278 amino acids. NCBI's taxonomy places the organism in Eukaryota, Metazoa, Chordata, Actinopteri, Cyprinodontiformes, Rivulidae. Gene Ontology annotation, molecular function: carbonyl reductase (NADPH) activity. The record is from RefSeq and is a predicted model, not a curated record.